AUGAGAUGCCAUUUAACAGAUCAAUGGGUAUUUUCCCUUGUUUUUUCUUGACUUUUAAGUAUUUAUAUUUUAAAUACUAUAAGGGCUUCGUUUAGAUAUUGUUGCGGGACAAUUUUUAUUUACGACUUUUGUAAGUUCGCGAGGAUUUUGAAGAGUUUUUGCAACAAUGGCACUUAUGAAAUUUCUGAAGAAAAAAUCACCAUCUUCUAAGUUAGACGAAGUAGUAAAGGAACAUGCUGAAGAGCCAAACAAAGCCUGGAGUAUUCUACAAGUUUCACAGACGGUUAAAGAGGUAGAACCAAUGGAUCCGAGCACUCCAAAACCACCGAACCAUACGAGAUUUGUGUGUAUAUCCGAUACCCACUCCGUUAAGAAUUUUGAGCACCCGAUACCGGAUGGAGAUGUUUUAAUCCACGCAGGGGAUUUUACCAUGCUUGGUAAUAUGAAGGAGAUUAAUGRAUUUAAAAAGUUUAUAACGUCGCUGAGUCAUCCUCAUAAGGUCUUCAUCGCUGGAAAUCAUGAUCUUAUUAUGCAUGGGGAGAAGUAUGAAUACCUGUAUAGUUACUGGGGAACAUCUGUCGGGGAAAAAGGUGAUCCAGUUGAAGCUAAAAAACUACUGGAUACAACAAAGUUGACUUAUCUUGAGGACUCCGAGGUUACUAUUAAUAGAAUUCGAAUUUAUGGAUCACCAUGGGUACCAGACUUUGGUAACUGGGCAUUUAUGUUACCAAGAGGAGAGGAACUCAAGGAAAAGUGGAACCAAAUUCCUGAUGGCAUUGAUAUUCUCAUUACACAUGGCCCUCCUUUAGGGUAUGGUGAUCUUUGUUUUACUCAAGCAAGAGCUGGUUGUAUUCAUUUGCUACAAGCUGUCCAGAACAGAGUAAAACCGAAGUAUCACAUCUUUGGACACAUCCAUGAAG
Molecule: messenger RNA, 920 nt
Organism: Actinia tenebrosa (Australian red waratah sea anemone)
Lineage: Eukaryota; Metazoa; Cnidaria; Anthozoa; Actiniaria; Actiniidae
Product: metallophosphoesterase MPPED2
Molecular function (GO): hydrolase activity
Source: RefSeq, a predicted model, not a curated record